Spea bombifrons (plains spadefoot toad) is the source of this 2566-nucleotide messenger RNA. RefSeq names its product transcription elongation factor A protein 3-like. The transcript is spliced from 19 exons. The record is from RefSeq and is a predicted model, not a curated record. Gene Ontology annotation, biological process: DNA-templated transcription. NCBI's taxonomy places the organism in Eukaryota, Metazoa, Chordata, Amphibia, Anura, Pelobatidae. The coding region runs from base 327 to 1826 and encodes 499 amino acids. Gene Ontology annotation, cellular component: nucleus. Gene Ontology annotation, molecular function: nucleic acid binding; zinc ion binding.
CUUAGCAAAAGGAGCUCAUAUAUACUCUAAACUUGUAUAUAUAUAUAUAUAUAUAUAUAUACUCAGUGAUAUAAAAUACAUAUCUUAUAUACACACACACAACAGGGUUGGACACAUUUCACAAGUGGGGCAGGAAUGUUUGUUAGAACAUGUACUUGUAGCAACACAUGAAUUGAAAACAGUGCCUGAUAAAACACACACAGAUAACAACACAGAAAUGUGUUUAUCCCUAAAGCCACUUGCACUUAUAUAAUCACUGACAAACAGAAGGACAUACAGACACAGUUACCUAUAUCUAUUCACUUGUUGCUGCUCCAUUGGAAGAUAUGGGGUCAGAAGAGGAACUACUGAAAAUUGGGAGAAGGCUGGAGAAGAAAAUCAAAGGAGGAAGUAUGGACCAGGUUGUGGAUCUACUGAAAGAGCUACAAAAGUUUGACAUGACUGUGCCUCUCUUACGGAGCACAAGGAUUGGGGUGACUGUAAACAAGUUAAAGAAGAAAAUUGAAGAACAUGAGGUUCAAAAGCUUGCCAAAACCAUCAUCAAGAACUGGAAAAGACUGCUGGAGGCAUCAUACAAGGCGAAAGGCAGCACAAUGAAUACAGGACUCACAUCUCCAUCAAUGGCCGAAACAGGGAGGCUUACUACUCCUCUACAAAAGAAACGGCAAUCAGAGAAGCCCAGUGAUAGUUCUGAAAAAUCUGUCCAACACAACAGACAACAGCCUGUCCUUAAGGACCAGAAAUUGAAGCGGAGACAUUCUACGGACGUUCAGCCAUCAUCCCACACCCAUCAAAAACAGGAAAGGAGACUCUCCCUCAACUCCCCAGUCUUGGGAUCUUCUGUAACUUGUAAGAGUUCCGGCAACUCCAAAGAGGAAAGGAGUCAAUGCUUGGGGUCAUCAACUAUGGGAGCUUCUAAUGUGUCAAUCAAGCCAUCGACAGACAAAGAAGAAAGGCGACAUUCUCUCAACUCCUUGACUACAGCUCAUGAUACAUCCAGCAAAUCCGCAACUGACACCAAAAGGGAAAGAAGACAUUCCCUAGGGUCUUCUACUCAUGCACCUCGUGGUGGAUCCAGCAAACCAGCUGAGGAGAGGAGACACUCUGUCAGUUCUCCCAGAGAUACAUCUAGUGCUUCUAGCAAACAAACAAACGACUCCACAAAACAGGGAAAAUGCUCCCUCAGCUCCCCCACAACUUCUUGUAAUGGAUCCAGCAAACCAGGAGUUGACAUAAGGAAUGAGAGAGGGACGGUGGGGCUCUCAAGUCCCCGAGGUGACUGCAGCCCUCCUUCUGUUUCUUGUGUUUUGUCACCAUGUUAUCUGACCGGCGAUUCUGUGAGGGACAAAUGCGUGGAGAUGAUUGCAUCUGCUUUGAAGACUGAUGAUGAUUAUAAACAGUUUGGAACAAACUGUGAACGACUUGGAUUUGAAAUUGAAGAAUGCAUAUACAAAGAGAUGAAGGUCACUGAUAUGAAAUACAGGAACAGGGUCAGAAGCCGCAUCAGCAACUUAAAGGAUCCAAAGAAUCCCAGCCUUAGACGGAAUGUCCUCUGUAGAGUCGUGACACCACAGAAUAUUGCCAUUAUGACAGCUGAGGAGAUGGCCAGUGAUGAGCUGCGGGAGCUUAGAAACACCCUGACACAGGAAGCAAUAAGGGAGCAUCAAAUGGCAAAGACAGGAGGAACUCAGACAGACUUACUACAGUGUGACAAAUGCAAAAAGAAGAACUGCACCUACAAUCAGGUUCAGACCCGCAGUGCUGAUGAGCCAAUGACAACAUUUGUAUUAUGUAAUGAGUGUGGUCAUCGCUGGAAGUUCUGCUGAUCCAUGACUUCCAUGAUCAGUUAUUCAAUGAUAUGCUGCAAUCUUCUGCAUCCCAAACAACAGACCUUUGCCCUACAUUUCUCCAAACUGUCUAUUUUGCUUUCCUGAUUUAUGAAUCAUCCAUGAUUUUUCUUCUUUAUCCUCCACUGCCCAUGAAAACAUUAUCUGCUUAACUUUGUCCCUUCAUACACUGUAUGGAGCUUCAAUCUCUGAUAUACUGUAUUGCUUUAAUAUAUCUACUUAUAUCAUGAGGAAAUUAAUGUAUAUUAUUAAAAAAAGCUUAACGGGGCCCUGCAAUUUGCCAAUAGAAAUUUUGAAGUUUAGAUUACUGUUCUAAAAUAGUCUUCCUAUUAAAAGUAAAGGCAGAGAGCUAAUAGAUAAUAAUUUUGAUUAAUUGGUUAGGAGAAAUGCUACACAGAACCUGGCUCUACUCCUUUAGGUGAAAUCAUCAACCGCGCCUUGUUAGAUCUAAUAGUGAAUUCAGCUACCAGAGGAGAAGCAUUACAGAGUGGACGUCUUGAUUUGCACGUCUGCCUGUUUUUUCUGACUGACUGGACUCACUGAUGUUAUCUAUGAACGUACAAAACUGGCUAGAUAAGCAAGUAGUAGUUUGUUUCAUUUAUCCUUAACUGUUUUUCCCCUCUGAUUGAGAAGAGAUUACAUGGCCGCAAUAUGGAAUGGCUCCGUCGUUGACGGAGAAUGGCUUAUGGCAACCAAUAAAGAAAGGCUUUCAAUGACAA